GGGGCGUGUUCCCGGGCCCCGCCCCCUACGGCGAGUCGGAGGGGAAGAUGGCGGCGGCGGACGGCGGCGGCGGCGACGCGGACCGGGAGUUGGACGCGCUUCUGGAGAGUGCCCUCGACGACUUCGACAAAGCCAAACCCUCACCUGCCCCUGCCGCGCCGGCCACAGCCCCUGACGCCUCGGGCCCGCAGAAGCGCUCCCCGGGGGACACCGCCAAGGAUGCCCUGUUCGCCUCGCAGGAGAAGUUCUUCCAGGAGCUGUUCGACAGCGAGCUGGCCUCCCAGGCCACGGCCGAGUUCGAGAAGGCCAUGAAGGAGCUGGCGGAGGAGCAGCCCCAGCUGGUGGAGCAGUUCCAGAAGCUCUCUGAGGCGGCGGGGAGAGUGGGCAGCGACACGACGUCGCAGCAGGAGUUCACGUCCUGCCUCAAGGAGACGCUCAGCGGGCUCGCCCGGAACGCCAGCAACCUGCAGAACUCGGGCAUGUCCGAAGAGGAGCUGAGCAAGGCCAUGGAGGGGCUGGGCAUGGGCGACGGGGACGCGGAGGGCGGCAUCCUGCCCCUCAUGCAGAGCAUCAUGCAGAACCUGCUGUCCAAGGACGUGCUCUACCCGUCCCUGAAGGACAUCACCGAGAAGUACCCAGAGUGGCUGCAGAGCCAUCGGGAGUCGCUCUCCGCGGAGCAGCUGGAGAAGUACCAGGAGCAGCACAGCGUCAUGGGCAAGAUCUGCGAGCAGUUUGAGGCCGAGAGCCCCACGGACAGCGAGGCCACCCAGAAGGCCCGCUUCGAGACCGUGCUGGACCUCAUGCAGCAGCUGCAGGACUUGGGCCACCCUCCGAAAGAACUGGCCGGGGAGAUGCCUCCUGGCCUCAACUUCGACCUGGACGCCCUCAAUCUGGCGGGGCCCCCCGGUGCCAACGGCGAGCAGUGCGUGACCAUGUGAGGCGCCUGCUCCAGUCCUGCCGUGCCGCAGGGCGCGUCCCCCUCCCCCCGGGGUGAGCCACGCCUGUCCCAGGUGCACGGUGUCUGCUGCUGGCCAGGCUCCUGCCCAGUGGGUGAAGGAAGGGACCCUCUCGGACCCCCCCGCCCAGCACAGGCCUCACCCCCAGGCCUCUGUGCCUUGUCCUGCCCUUCUUUGGGUGGGGACCCUGGGGACCGGCCCAGCCUUGCCCUCUGCCUCUGGUACUCCCACGGGAGCACAGGGUGGACUGAGGGGAUGGGGAACAGCGGGGUGCUGGGCCCCCCUGCACUGUGUGAUCUGCCAGCCCGACCUGGACCGUCCACUGCCCUCUCACCUCCUCCCCAACACCGUUCAACACCAGGUCUCCUCCAAGCCGCCCUGUCCACCCGCCUGCUCCCAGGCCCCCCACUUCCCGGCCACUGCUGGCUGCUGCUGUCCAGCCCUCAGGAAGGGGUGUCCACCUGGAGGACAUGAGGGGACAGUCCCCGACUCGGGCUCUGCCCCUGAUUCUGGGAGGUGGGUUGGAAAGGGCCGGCGUGGGUCAGGUUGGUCCUCUAAUAAUAAACGUUCUAAUAAUAAA
Molecule: messenger RNA, 1536 nt
Organism: Sorex araneus (European shrew)
Lineage: Eukaryota; Metazoa; Chordata; Mammalia; Eulipotyphla; Soricidae
Gene: PEX19
Product: peroxisomal biogenesis factor 19
Exons: 8
Coding region: 48-938 (296 amino acids)
Biological process (GO): protein import into peroxisome membrane
Cellular component (GO): peroxisome; peroxisomal membrane
Source: RefSeq, a predicted model, not a curated record